AAGAAUGGAUGAUGAUGUUGAUGAUGGUGGUGAUGAUACAUGAUGAUAUGACAUACAUUGUGUUCAUCCUCGCAAGUCGCAUCCGCCCAAGGAAAAGCUCUCUCUCUCUAUCGCUCUCUCCGAGCACUCUUCUCUUCCGCUCUUUCCCAGUUUGUUUAAACCUUCCACGUCUAGGGUUUCCUUUUUACUUCAUUAAACCCUUACCAUCUAAAGCCCUCAAUCUAAUCGACAAAACCCUAAGUUAAACUCCUUACUUUAUACAACAAUCUCGCCUCAUUUGGCUCACAUUUUCCCUAAAAUCAGCUUAUUGGUCUCUGUCUCUGUCUGCCUUUCUGAAAUCGCAAAACUUCGAGCUGCACAACAUUCAUGGCCAAGACCAAACCUGGAAAAAAGGACCUGGACUCAUACACCAUCAAGGGCACCACCAAAGUCGUUCGAAUUCAUGUUUCUCUGCUAUGCGUGGCAUUGAUUUUCGAUUGAAUUUGUGCUUGCCAUAGCUGGUGAUUGUGUGUUAAUGCGACCAUCGGACUCCGAUAAGCCUCCAUAUGUGGCACGCGUGGAGAAGAUCGAAGCGGACCACCGCAACAACGUGAAGGUUCGGGUUCGAUGGUAUUAUCGACCUGAGGAGUCCAUCGGAGGGCGAAGACAGUUCCAUGGAGCCAAGGAGCUGUUUCUAUCAGACCACUAUGAUGUGCAGAGUGCACACACUAUAGAAGGGAAGUGUACGGUGCACUCCUUCAAGAACUACACUAAGCUUGAGAAUGUGGGAGCCGAGGAUUACUUCUGUAGGUUUGAGUACAAGGCUUCCACUGGAGGGUUCACCCCAGACCGCGUGGCUGUGUAUUGUAAAUGUGAGAUGCCAUACAAUCCGGAUGACCUUAUGGUGCAGUGUGAGGGAUGCAAGGACUGGUUUCAUCCCUCUUGUAUGGGUAUGACCAUUGAAGAUGCAAAAAAGUUGGAGCACUUUUUGUGUUCUGACUGCUCAUCUGAUGAUGAUGCCAAAAGAUCCUUGAAUACAUUCCCAGUAUCACCAUCUGUUGAGGCUAAGGUGGAGCCAAAGCGCAGGAAGAGAUGACCUAUUGAUUGUGAUGCUUAGCGAGGAGGUAUCCAACUUCUUUGGCAUUAGCUCCAGUGUUGUGUGUUGUGGAAAUGUACAGUGCAGAGAAGAUACUGUGCUUGCACAAUCCAAAGGAUUUUUUUAGUUUUAUCAAUGUUUGUAUGUGUGCUAGACCUAGGCAAUGACUUUGAGAUCUGUGUUGUCCUUGCAAGACAUUAAAAUCAUAUUUAAGCACAGAACACAUGAGAACACACCAAAUCAAAGAUGUAGGAGGAACCUUGGAUUUGUUGUGAUGUGUUUAUUGCUGGCAUUACUUAGUAUGCAUGCAAUGGCAACUGAUUUAGUUUUUUUUA
Molecule: messenger RNA, 1410 nt
Organism: Prunus avium (sweet cherry)
Lineage: Eukaryota; Viridiplantae; Streptophyta; Magnoliopsida; Rosales; Rosaceae
Product: chromatin remodeling protein EBS
Molecular function (GO): chromatin binding
Source: RefSeq, a predicted model, not a curated record